ACUGCUUCUGACAUCUGUUGUUCUGCAGAGGGACUGUGGAUGUGGAAGUGCACAGGGGAUCAUCGAGACGCCUGUGGACCUCUGACUAAAGUGCUGAAGAUCGGACUGGCUGACCAACAAUUAAGUGGAUAAAGGUUUAUUAGUGAGAGCUACAGGGUUGGAGUCAGGAGGUUCUGCGCUUAUUGACGGAGACGGUUUCCGGAUCAGCCAUGGCAUCAACUGGUCUCCAGGUGCUGGGUUUGGUGCUGGCCCUGCUCGGUUGGGCAUGUGGGGCUUUGGUGUGUGCAGCUCCGCAGUGGCGCAUAUCGGCCUUCGUGGGGGGAGAGCUGGUGAUUGCCCAGGUGCAGUGGGAGGGUCUGUGGAUGAACUGCCUGUAUCAGACCACCGGCCAAAUCCAGUGCAAGUCCUAUGACUCCACCUUGGCCCUCCCGACAUCUGCCCAGGCAGCUCGAGCGCUGACGGUUCUUUCUCUGCUUCUCAGCGUUCUGGCGGUCAUGCUCGGUUUUGCUGGGGCCAAGAGUACCCACUGCAUGGGCGACGGCAACCAGGCCUCCAAAGCUCGGCUGGCCAGGAUAGCAGGGGUGCUCCUCAUCGUGGCUGGUCUAGCCUACUUGACGCCCAUCUGUUGGACCGCCUAUGCCACGAUUAGAGACUUUUAUGAUCCAAAUGUUGCAGCAACUUUAAAGAGAGAACUGGGGCCUGCGUUGUACCUGGGCUGGGUGGCCAGCGUGCUCCUCCUGCUGGGGGGAGCUCUGCUUCACGUCGGCUCCUCUGCGCCGGGAGGAAGAACGCUGCCCGUAUCUGGGGCCGCAGCAAAGCCCAGCCCAUCCAUACGGGCAGCAGGAGAAGUGAAGCAGCAGGAAAAGUCAUUUGUAUGAGAUCACUUUGUUGGACACCUAAACCCCUUACGAUUACGUGAUUUAAAAUUGACAUCUAUAAAAGUAUUAUUUGCUCAGUUGCAUUUCUUCCAAAAAACGACUGAUUUCAUGUCCUGUUCUACCUGCAGUCAAAGAAGGGGCUUCUUAGCAGUACUAAAGCUUUAGAGUUAUGUCUUACUAACACUGUUGCCUAGGAUGGAGAUAUGUGCAAAUUAGAUUGUAAUCUACAAUUCAGCUCAGAAUUAUUCAAACUCCUGGCAGACUUAAGAUUUGAAGUAAUAUUAAUGUUUUGUUGCAACCCGACCAGAGACCCAUCCUAAAAAUUAGGGUGAUGGCUAUGAAGCCUUCCAACAUCAAAAACUUGGAAACAUGCACUAUUUUUUUGAACACGCCAUUUUUUAUUUAAACGUAAACAAAAACGUUUGUUUUCUAAUUGAUUUUUUUUUUUUCACAUUUUUAUAUUUUCAGAGAAGCCUCAUUUCCUAUAUAAAAAAAUAUAAAAAAUACUUACUUGAAUGGAAAUUAUUUUAAAUUAAAAUUUGGAUAAAGUACAAACAUUUUUUGGAAUGUCUGCAUAUUUCAUGUUAGAAAUAUUAAUGCACAUAAACAAGGUUUUCUGACUUUAAGGGCUUUGUGUUGGAGUAGGAGUUGAAAUGAACCGGGGGAGGAUUUUAAAAGCUUUAAUGGUCACUAAUGCGUGUGGCUCACAUUUCUCAGAUUCCCCUCUGCCUCUGCCUGCGUGUGUGUGUGUGUUUGUGUGUGUGCAUGUGUGUUUGCGUGUGGGUGGUAUGUGUACUAAAGGCCAGUGUGCAUUGUGCAUUACUUUGCACUGGUGCUUUUGUUGAAAGUAUGUGUGAGUAUUUACUCUGUUUACUUUUUUCUUUGUCACCUUAUCUUUGUAAUGUGCCUUUAUUCUUAAUAAAAAAUUUUCUUUGUUCAACA
Molecule: messenger RNA, 1820 nt
Organism: Poeciliopsis prolifica (blackstripe livebearer)
Lineage: Eukaryota; Metazoa; Chordata; Actinopteri; Cyprinodontiformes; Poeciliidae
Product: claudin-9-like
Exons: 2
Coding region: 210-878 (222 amino acids)
Biological process (GO): bicellular tight junction assembly; cell adhesion
Cellular component (GO): bicellular tight junction; plasma membrane
Molecular function (GO): structural molecule activity
Source: RefSeq, a predicted model, not a curated record